Molecule: messenger RNA, 606 nt
Organism: Rangifer tarandus platyrhynchus (Svalbard reindeer)
Lineage: Eukaryota; Metazoa; Chordata; Mammalia; Artiodactyla; Cervidae
Source: the annotation of a GenBank genome assembly
AUGGCGGCCUUCCGCGACAUGGAGGAGGUGAGCCAGGGGCUGCUGAGCCUGCUGGGUGCCAAUCGCGCGGAGGCGCAGCAACGGCGGCUGCUGGGGCGCCACGAGCAGAUGGUGGAGCGGCUGCUGGAGACGCAAGACGGCGCCGAGAAGUGGCUGCGAGAGAUCCUCACUGCAGAGAAGGAGGUGGCCCAGAGCCUCCUGGAUGCGAAGGAGCAGGCACACCAGGGUGGUGUCGAGCUGCGGCAGCUUGAAGCUGAGCUUCAGAGGGCCAGCGAGGAGGAUGCCCGUCUGAAGGCCAACCUCCUAUAUCCUUUCCUGCGUCUCACAAGAGAACUGGAGGAGCUCAAGGAGAUUGAGGCGGAUCUUGAAAGACAAGAGAAGGAAGUCGAUGAGGACACGACAGUCACCAUCCCUUCAGCUGUGUAUGUGGCUCAACUUUAUCGCCGAAUUAGUAAAAUCGAGUGGGAUUAUGAGUGUGAGCCUGGGAUGAUCAAAGGCAUCCACCACGGCCCCAGCGUUGCCCAGCCCAUCCACCUGGACAGCACCCAGCUCUCUAAGAAGUUCAUCAGCGACUAUCUCUGGAAUCUGGUGGACACGGAGUGGUAG